Molecule: messenger RNA, 854 nt
Organism: Clarias gariepinus (North African catfish)
Lineage: Eukaryota; Metazoa; Chordata; Actinopteri; Siluriformes; Clariidae
Gene: naa20
Product: N-alpha-acetyltransferase 20, NatB catalytic subunit
Exons: 6
Coding region: 92-628 (178 amino acids)
Biological process (GO): N-terminal peptidyl-methionine acetylation
Cellular component (GO): NatB complex
Molecular function (GO): protein-N-terminal amino-acid acetyltransferase activity
Source: RefSeq, a predicted model, not a curated record
CUUUUUGUGUGACGUAGAGUAGAGAAGAAGAGCUCAGGGGUCAAACUAGGUUCUGGGAUUUUGUUUAUUUUAAUUUUUUUAAAGGGCAGAAAUGACGACGUUGCGUGCUUUUAAUUGCGAUGACCUUUUCAAGUUUAAUAACAUAAAUCUGGACCCAUUAACAGAGACUUAUGGCAUUCCCUUUUACCUGCAGUAUCUGGCACACUGGCCAGAGUAUUUCAUCGUGGCCGAGGCACCGGGUGGUGAGCUGAUGGGCUACAUCAUGGGGAAGGCCGAGGGCUCUGUGGCACGCGAGGAGUGGCACGGCCACGUCACCGCUCUGUCUGUGGCUCCCGAGUUCAGACGGCUGGGUUUGGCUGCCAGACUCAUGGACAUGCUGGAAGAGAUCUCAGAAAGGAAAGGAGGCUUCUUUGUUGACCUCUUUGUGCGUGUCUCCAAUCAAGUUGCUGUAAACAUGUACAAACAGCUCGGUUACAGCGUCUACAGAACCGUGAUUGAAUAUUACUCGGCCAGCAACGGAGAGCCGGAUGAAGAUGCCUACGAUAUGAGGAAAGCCUUAUCGAGAGACACAGAGAAGAAGUCCAUAAUUCCUCUCCCGCAUCCGGUCCGGCCAGAAGACAUUGAAUAACACUAAACAGUGGCUCUCUGACUGGCUCACUUACCCCAUAUUGGGAAAAUUAAGAGACAUAAGAUCUGUCAAGUUUAGUUACUGCAAAUUAAAAAUUAGUCAUUAGAGGGUCACUGCUUUAUAAAUGUUAUUUAUAAAAAAAAAAAAAAAAGCUUUACCUGUUCGAUUAUUUCUGCACCGUUGUGUCCAAAAAUUUAAUAAAAGACAAUUCACCCUUAUUCUGAGU